Alosa sapidissima (American shad) is the source of this 674-nucleotide messenger RNA. RefSeq names its product chemokine (C-X-C motif) ligand 8a (gene cxcl8a). Gene Ontology annotation, cellular component: extracellular region. The transcript is spliced from 4 exons. Gene Ontology annotation, molecular function: CXCR chemokine receptor binding; chemokine activity. The record is from RefSeq and is a predicted model, not a curated record. Gene Ontology annotation, biological process: cellular response to lipopolysaccharide; neutrophil chemotaxis; inflammatory response. Lineage: Eukaryota; Metazoa; Chordata; Actinopteri; Clupeiformes; Clupeidae. Bases 156 to 449 code for a protein of 97 amino acids.
CCACAUUCAAAACUCAAGGCCAUAGACAAAGAGGGAGAAGACAUACUCCGCUACCAGCUUUACCAGCACAAAAGAUUACAACUGCAACAACUUCCACUGUAACCUAUCAGUGUUAUUUUAGCCUUGGAAAGAGCCUCCUAAAAGCCUUUGGAAAAAUGAGUCGAAUCUUCAUUGUGAUUUUUGCCACCUUCCUUGCCAUCACCACCAUGUCAGAGGGCAUGAGUUUGAGAGGCCUUGGCGUGGAGCCUCGAUGCCGUUGCAUCGAGACAGAGAGCCGACGAAUUGGAAAACUGAUCGAGAGCGUGGAGCUCUUUCCUCCCACCCCCCACUGUGAGGACACAGAAAUUAUUGCAACACUAAAAGGCACUGCUCAGGAGAUCUGCUUGGACACCAAGGCUCCUUGGGUUAAGAAAGUCAUUGAAAAGAUCCUUUCCAACAGAAAACCAUGAAACAAGGACCAGCGUUUUGACAAUGACAACCUUUUCCAGCCAAGGCUGCUGAAUCAUGUCCAUAUCCAGCAGCACCACUUCAGCACCUCAUAUGGAUCCAGCUUUCAGCUACUGAAAUUUUUGGAUGCAAUGCAAUCUAUUUAUAUUAUUUAUUUAUUAACUUAUACUGCUUUUAUUUAUUGUUUAAGAUAAAAACAAUCCUGUGUUUUAGCAGGCUUUGGAUCA